This is a messenger RNA of Staurois parvus, 456 nucleotides long. Lineage: Eukaryota; Metazoa; Chordata; Amphibia; Anura; Ranidae. The record is from the annotation of a GenBank genome assembly.
ACUCGGUGCCCGCUGUCGUGCCAGAUGACUCGGUGCCCGCUGUCGUGCCAGAUGACUCGGUGCCCGCUGUCGAGCUUGGUGACUCGGUGCCCACUGUCGUGCCAGAUGACUCGGUGCCCGCUGUCGAGCUUGGUGACUCGGUGCCCGCUGUUCUGCCAGAUGACUCGGUGCCUGCUGCCUCGCCUGAUGGCCCGGUGCCCGCUGCUCCGUCUUAUGGCCGGUGCCCGCUGCUCCGCCUGAUGUGCCUCUGUCCGCUGCCCAGCCUGAUGUGCCUCUGUCCGCUGCCCAGCCUGAUGUGCCUCUGUCCGCUGCCCAGCCUGAUGUGCCUCUGUCCGUUGCCCAGCCUGAUGUGCCUCUGUCCGCUGCCCAGCCUGAUGUGCCAGCCCCUGAUAUCCAGCCAGAGGUGUAUUUAAACAGGACCAGGCCUGUGAUCAGUGCCUUGGUGUAUGUUUCCCA